UCCUCGCUCUCUCAUACACAAUCACACAGACACUCAGCAGACUUGAUAACGUAGUUAUUUGUCAUGGUUUUUAAUAGGGCUUGCACCGAGGGGAAAAGUUUUUAAAAUGGUUAAAAAACAAUUUCGUGUUUAAAAUACACAAGAGUGAUGGGGUAUGAUGUGUUUGCGUUUGUGUGUUAAUGACAAAAAAAAUCCAAUAACCAUUGAAUAGAGAACAUAGGUUGAAACACAUACGAGGGCCCAUUUAAUUUUACAAGACAGCUACCACGGCACAUAAUCGAAUUACAAGUGAAUUGCCAGCCGCCCUCCAAUUGAUUGUUGGUGUUAAGGAAUUUCGCUAGAGUCUCCUUCAAACUGAACGCAUACGAAAGCAUGGAUUUGCAGCAUAUGGAAAAUGGCAUAGGUGGUGGCGGCGGUGGGAGUGGUGUUGGUUCCAACAGCAACUCACAGACCUUGAGUGAGAUUGAUUUUCAAAAAUUGGCCCAGACCAUAGCCAGCAGCAUACAGAAGAUACAACAAAAUGUUGUCGCCAUGCAGCGUAUGGUCAAUCAAUGUAAUACACCUCAGGAUUCGCCCGAUUUGAAGAAACAACUACAUCAAAUUAUGACGUACACCCAUCAAUUGGUCUCAGACACUAGCAAUCAACUGAAAGAGUCAGAGAAAUGUAAAGAACGUCAUUUGAAAAUCCAAAGAGAACGUCUGCUGGAUGAAUUUACGGCUGCUUUAACUAAAUUCCAGGCUCUUCAACGCAAAACGGUGAAUAUUGAAAAGGAUCAAGUACGCCAGGCGCGUGCAAAUCAAUAUAGUAUUUCCAAACCACCUGGGAGCACGAAUAAUUCAUCCAAUGGCGGUAAUAACUCAUUCUUGGAAGACAAUCUAUUUGGGCGCAAAUCGCAACAACAACAGCAGACACAAAUGCAAGAAGACAUUGAUUUGCAAGCAUUGGAGGAGCAAGAAAGGGCCAUAAGAGAAUUAGAGGAAAAUAUAGUUGGAGUUAACGAAAUCUAUAAGAAACUUGGUUCUAUGGUCUACGAACAAGGGUUGGUGGUGGACUCAAUAGAAUCAUCGGUGGAACAAACCAGUGUCUAUGUAUCUCAGGGAACUGAAAAUCUGCGUAUGGCAGGAUCCUAUAAGAAUAAAUUACGCAAAAAGAAAUUGAUAUUAUUGGGAAUAGUUGCAGUUAUCCUGUUAAUUGUUAUUAUUAUUAUCGUUUUGGAAUUUAAACAUUGAAUGUAUUGCCAUUUUAAAUGUUGUAUUUUUAAAACUAUUCAUUGCAUAGUGCUUUCAAUAAUGUGUACAGAGGCGUGGAAAAAGAAAGACAUCAAGACUUAGACCAUAGAAGAACCAAAAACAAGUUACCAUUUGGCAGUUGUCUGGUGUUAAAUUGAAAUGUAAUUUUAUGGGCCUUGUUUCGAAAUCUCAAAAGAAAACAAAAGAAAAAAAAAUUAUUAAAAAAACAUACACUUUCAAAAAAAACUCAUAAUAGAUAUGAUGAUUAAAAAGUCCUAUGAACCGCCGAUGGCUAA
Messenger RNA from Stomoxys calcitrans (stable fly), 1526 nucleotides. It is a transcript of the gene Syx7, whose product is annotated as syntaxin-7. The record is from RefSeq and is a predicted model, not a curated record. The transcript has 7 exons. Gene Ontology annotation, molecular function: SNARE binding; SNAP receptor activity. Bases 373 to 1230 code for a protein of 285 amino acids. Gene Ontology annotation, biological process: vesicle fusion; intracellular protein transport; vesicle-mediated transport. NCBI's taxonomy places the organism in Eukaryota, Metazoa, Arthropoda, Insecta, Diptera, Muscidae. Gene Ontology annotation, cellular component: synaptic vesicle; SNARE complex; membrane.